AACGCCACAUAAAUGAUCCUCGAGUCCAACUCGUCUCCUCGUCUUCCCCCAAAUCAGUCGCUGGCCGGCGGCGCCGCGCUCGGCGUUCGCGAUUCCCAUCCUCUCCGGCGGCUGGCAGCGGCAUAGACGUAGACGGCGCCGACAGGAGCGAGGUCGCGGUGGCCCGCCUCCCCCGACGACGCCCUCGUGGAGAUCCUCUCGCGCCUCAACGCCAAGUCCCUGUGCCGGUCCAAGUGCGUCUCCAAACCCUGGCGCGACCUCAUCGCCGACCGACUCCGCUGCAGGAAUCUCCCCCAAACCCUACAAGGAUUCCUCUACUUCGACGGCGGCAGCGAUGGCGAUGCCAGCGGAGAUCUCGUCGGCAGCCGCAGCGAGAAGAUGCCUCGCCCUAACUAUGGCCGUUUCAUCAACAUGUUAGGUGAAUCCGUGCAGGUGCCACUCUUGGACCCCACGUUCGCCUUCAUGAAGGAGCAGCUGGAUGUUGAGGGCAUCAGGAUCUUGGAUUCUUGCAACGGCCUCCUCCUCUUUGGGCAUAGAUGGGGUUCAGACACGCAUGAUUCACGGGGCUACAUUGUGUGCAACCCAGUCACCGAGCAAUGGGUUGCGGUGCCCAGCUCCGGCUUGACUCCGCCUCCACCAGCUGAGGGCGUGGACGAGGAAGACAGUGAAAAUGAUGUGCGCACCUUUUUGCAUUUCGACCCAUCCAUCUCCUCGCACUUCGGCUUGGUCCAGUUCUGGCAGGAUGAAUAUCGGGAGAAUGUGGAAGGGGUGCGCACCUAUUCAUCUGAGUGUGGCUUAUGGAGUGACAGGCAUAGUUUUAAAUCUCCGGCUAUAGCUGUUUUUGGCUCAUCAAGCUAUGACAAAUAUCCCGCUAUAUCCCGCUAUAGCCCGCUAUAUUCUCGUUUAGCCUCCGCUAUAACUGUUUUAGAGGUCAUCCGCUAUAUACUUUUAGCCGGAGAUUUAAAACCAUGGUGACAGGUCAAGUGAAUGGAGGCAAUGGCAAAGUGAAGGUGGACGAGGCGCAUGGUCUUACUAUGGAGUCAUAGGUCAUGGUAGGGCUUUUGUUAAUGGCCUGUUGCAUUUUCUCUUCCUCCAAUUUGGGCUACAGGAUUACUAUAAAAUAGUUGCAGUGGACAAUCAAGGGAAGACAUGUAAGGUCAUCUGCUGGCCAAAUGAGGAUCAAAAUCCCAAUCCUGCUUUUAUUGGUCAAUCGCAAGGGCGCCUGCAUUGUAUCGGUGAACCCGGAAAACGAAAGGUUGAAGGCAAUGAUUCCAUAUACACUGGGCUGUCCGUUUGGGUUCUUGAGGACUACGUUUGGGUUCAUGUUCGGAGAGUGUUUGUGUGUGCAUGAUGUGUUACAUGGAGAGAUUCUACAAGAGUGUUCUUUUUGUGAAAUGAA
Panicum virgatum (switchgrass) is the source of this 1399-nucleotide messenger RNA. RefSeq lists its product as uncharacterized. Bases 379 to 975 code for a protein of 198 amino acids. The record is from RefSeq and is a predicted model, not a curated record. The transcript has 2 exons. Lineage: Eukaryota; Viridiplantae; Streptophyta; Magnoliopsida; Poales; Poaceae.